AUGAUCGAUAUCAAAAGCUCGCCCGAUUAUCUGAAUCGGUCCUCCGGUGGAUCAUUCGGUAACAUUUCAAUGUUAUUUGCUGACUCCUCGUACAAGUCGUCAUGGGGCUCCCACAGUUCAUCGCAGAGUCAAGAUCCAUAUCAGAUGUUCGGUCCGACGAGCAGUAGAUUAGCGAGCUCCGGCUCGGGACAGAUCCAGCUGUGGCAGUUUCUGCUCGAGCUGCUCAGCGACUCCGCCAACGCCGCCUGCAUCACCUGGGAGGGCACGAACGGCGAGUUCAAGCUCACCGACCCGGACGAGGUGGCCCGGCGCUGGGGCGAGCGGAAAUCGAAACCGAACAUGAACUACGACAAGCUGAGCCGGGCACUAAGAUAUUACUACGAUAAGAACAUUAUGACGAAGGUGCACGGCAAGCGGUACGCCUACAAGUUCGACUUCCAGGGCCUGGCGGCCGCCACGCAGCCCCAGACGGACCCAACCUACAAGUACCAGAGCGACCUGUUCAUGUCCCCGUACCACCACGGGGCCAAGCUGAGCUCCUUCAUGAGUCCCCACCACAGCAUGACGACAUCCUCCGCCUCCAUCUUCCCGUCGGCCGCGUCGUGGGGCAACUGGGGCAGCCCGGCGACGAACCUCUACCCGUCGCACACGAUGAGCCACGUGACGCCGUCGCACGUCGCUCCCCAUCUGGGCUCGUACCCGCACUACGCAUGA
Molecule: messenger RNA, 714 nt
Organism: Anopheles cruzii
Lineage: Eukaryota; Metazoa; Arthropoda; Insecta; Diptera; Culicidae
Product: DNA-binding protein D-ETS-3-like
Exons: 6
Coding region: 1-714 (237 amino acids)
Biological process (GO): cell differentiation; regulation of transcription by RNA polymerase II
Cellular component (GO): nucleus
Molecular function (GO): DNA-binding transcription factor activity, RNA polymerase II-specific; sequence-specific DNA binding
Source: RefSeq, a predicted model, not a curated record